Ceratotherium simum simum (southern white rhinoceros) is the source of this 784-nucleotide messenger RNA. It is a transcript of the gene SYNGR4, whose product is annotated as synaptogyrin 4. Gene Ontology annotation, cellular component: synaptic vesicle membrane; neuromuscular junction. The record is from RefSeq and is a predicted model, not a curated record. Lineage: Eukaryota; Metazoa; Chordata; Mammalia; Perissodactyla; Rhinocerotidae.
GGCCCCGGGAGCAGAGCGACCGCCAUGCACAUCCCGGAGAGCCUCCAGGACCUGGCCGACAGUGAGGCCGUGCAGUUUCUGAAGAGGCCGAAGACGAUCGCGCGCAUCUUGGCAGGGGUCUUCUCGCUCAUCAUCUUCUCCUCCCUGCUGACGGACGGCUACCAGAACAAGACCGACUCGUCGCAGCUCCUCUGCGUGCUCAACAGCAGCAACACGGCCUGCAGCUUCUCCGCGGGGGCUGGCCUCCUGGCCUUCCUCAGCUGCCUGGGCUUCCUCGCCCUGGAUGCCCACCAGAGCCGCCUCGCCAGCACCCGCUUCAAGACGGCCUUCCAGCUCUUGGACUUCAUCCUGGCCGUCCUCUGGACAGGCGUCUGGUUCGUGGGUUUCUGCUUCCUGGCCAACCAGUGGCAGCACUCGCCACCCAAAGAGUUCCUCCUGGGCAGCAGCAGCGCCAAGGCCGCCAUCACCUUCGCUUUCUUCUCCAUCCUCGUCUGGAUAUUCCAGGCCUACCUGGCCCUCCAGGACCUCCAACAUGACACUCCCGUCCCCUACAAGCGCUCCCUGGAUGAGGGGGGCGUGGUGCUGACCUCCCUCUCCCCGCCCUUGGCCGCCAGCCCCGUCAGCACGCCCGCCACCGGCCCCAACAACCUGAGUUACGCCAGCUCGACCCCGUCCCCCUACCUGACCACUCCGAAGGCCCCUCGCCUCGCUAUGAUGCCCGACAACUAGGCAUCCUCCACAGCAGUAAAGAGAAUCCUCCCUCCCGAAGGGCUUCUGAAACAGC